AUGACCACUCCCGCCGACCCGCUCAUUCUAGAACCAUACUCCCUCUACAUCCUCCUCUUCGGCCGCGGCGAAACGUACCGAUUUCACUGGGGCUUAUUCCUCACCGCUGGCUAUCAGACGGCAACAACCGCAGAAACAGCAGAAACGACACCGUCAACAACAGGCACAGCUACCACUACAAUUACAAUAGAAGGUCCACAAGAAGCCAACGCAGGAGAACCACCAACAACAAACCCCACCGGCACCCUCUUCGAACUCACAAACCCAAACCCUUCCAAUGACAAGCUCUGGGCCUACAAAACCACCCUCCUAACCUCCUUCACACACAGACACAACCCGCUCUGCGCCCUGAAAAUCUCCAACAUAGAACCGCUGCUCCAGCUGGACUUCCAUGCCCUCCUGCCCACGAUCCCUAUCGUCCCCUAUUCCCAGCGCUUUGGCGAGGAGAUCUCGUGCCGCGUGUGGCUGAAGGAGGCGCUGUAUGAACUAGACCAGAGCGGGUUUAUACAGCUUGUCCGCCCCGUCGAGGAUAUUGAGAUGGAGGCUCAGCAUCUGGGGAUGAUGUGCUGGAUGGUGGGGAUGGGAAUGAUGAGGAUAGAAUGUAGGACAGCAGAGGAGGGUAGUAGUGAGUAA
Blastomyces dermatitidis ER-3 is the source of this 633-nucleotide messenger RNA. RefSeq lists its product as uncharacterized. The coding region runs from base 1 to 633 and encodes 210 amino acids. The record is from RefSeq and is a predicted model, not a curated record. The transcript is spliced from 2 exons. NCBI's taxonomy places the organism in Eukaryota, Fungi, Ascomycota, Eurotiomycetes, Onygenales, Ajellomycetaceae.